Molecule: messenger RNA, 2083 nt
Organism: Prionailurus viverrinus (fishing cat)
Lineage: Eukaryota; Metazoa; Chordata; Mammalia; Carnivora; Felidae
Gene: PABPC1L
Product: poly(A) binding protein cytoplasmic 1 like
Exons: 9
Coding region: 75-1406 (443 amino acids)
Cellular component (GO): ribonucleoprotein complex; nucleus; cytosol
Molecular function (GO): poly(A) binding; mRNA 3'-UTR binding; poly(U) RNA binding
Source: RefSeq, a predicted model, not a curated record
GGGCGGGGCGGGCGCUAAAGGGAGGGGCUGCCGCCGGAGAGGGAGAGCCCCGGAGCGGCGUCUCAGUUCCCGCCAUGAACGCCAGCGGUCCGGGCUACCCGCUCGCCUCGCUCUAUGUGGGCGACCUGCACCCCGACGUGACCGAGGCCAUGCUGUAUGAGAAGUUCUCGCCCGCCGGCCCCAUCCUGUCCAUCCGCGUGUGCCGCGACGUGGCCACCCGCCGCUCGCUGGGCUACGCCUACAUCAACUUCCAACAGCCCGCCGACGCGGAGCGGGCACUGGACACCAUGAACUUCGAAGUGAUCAGAGGACAGCCCAUCCGCAUCAUGUGGUCCCAGCGGGACCCAGGACUCCGCAAGUCGGGUGUGGGCAACAUCUUCAUCAAGAACCUGGAGGACUCCAUAGACAACAAGGCCUUAUAUGACACCUUCUCCACCUUUGGGAACAUCCUCUCUUGCAAGGUGGUGUGUGACAAUCAUGGUUCUCGAGGCUUUGGCUUCGUCCACUUUGAAACCCAUGAGGCCGCUCAGCAGGCUAUCGUCACCAUGAACGGGAUGCUGCUGAAUGACCGCAAAGUCUUUGUUGGCCACUUCAAGUCUCGACGGGAGAGGGAAGCAGAGCUGGGAGCUCGGGCCAUGGAGUUCACCAACAUUUAUGUGAAGAACCUCCACGUGGACGUGGACGAGCAGGGCCUACAGGACCUCUUCUCCCAGUUUGGGAAGAUGCUGAGUGUGAAGGUGAUGAGGGAUGACAGCGGCCACUCCCGGGGCUUCGGCUUUGUCAACUUUGAGAAGCAUGAGGAAGCCCAGAAGGCCGUGACGGACAUGAAUGGGAAGGAGGUGAGAGGGCGGCUACUGUACGUGGGCCGGGCCCAGAAGCGGGUGGAAAGGCAGAAUGAGCUGAAGCGUAGGUUCGAGCAGAUGAAGCAGGACCGGCUGACCCGUUACCAGGGUGUGAACCUGUAUGUUAAGAACCUGGAUGACUCCAUCGAUGAUGAGAAGCUGAGAAGAGAGUUCUCUCCCUAUGGAGUGAUUACCAGUGCCAAGGUGAUGACAGAGGGUGGCCACAGCAAGGGGUUUGGCUUUGUGUGUUUUUCCUCUCCAGAAGAGGCGACAAAGGCCGUGACAGAGAUGAACGGGCGCAUCGUGGGCACCAAGCCGCUGUACGUGGCCCUGGCCCAGCGCAAAGAGGAACGGAAGGCCAUCUUGACCAACCAGUACAUGCAGCGCCUGUCUACUGUGCGGGCCCUGGGUGGCCCCCUCUUGGGCUCCUUCCAGCAGCCCGCCAGCUACUUCCUGCCCGCUGUGCCCCAGCCUCCUGCCCAGACUGCGUACUAUGCAUCCAGCUCUCCCAUGCAGCCUGCCCCCAGGUGGACGGCCCAGCCUCCGAGACCCUCGAGUGAGUGACUCCGCCCCUUGUACCCUCAGCCUGGCCCACAGAUGGUGGACCCCUCAGGGCAGCAUGGAACCUGGGGCUAUGAACACAGGCUUUGGGGGCAAGCCUGGCUCUACUUCCCAGGGUGUUCAUUUGGGUGGGUAACUUCACCUCUCUGAACCUCAGUUUCCCCUUCUGAAUGAGGUGUGCAUAAAGCCCCAAGCAGUGCCGACCUUGUGAAAGACUAGCGGUGCAGCCAUUCUCUUCAGUUAGCUCCCAACACUUGUCUGAUCUGUGACCAUCAGAACGCACUCCCAUGGCAGUCUUGCCCCUCCGGCCCCUCUCUGGGAGCAGAGCUCACCCUCCCUUGCAGCUGCCUGGGGACCCAGCGGGUGUGAUCAUGCGGUCUGUGCGUCCUGGGGCUCUGUGUAGAAACAAGUCGGCUUUGUAAUUGAAGACUUCCACACACUCCCCUUCCCUGGAGUUCUGGGUCUGCCUGACUAGGUGAAUUCACCCAUCUUUUUUGCUGCGAAUGUUCUACUUCCCUUUCCCACCCAUUGCCUUUCUCACCCCAGAACCUUCAGGGCGCAGUGCGCCGCUCUGAUUGUCCUGCCCCUGCCCCACCGACCUUUCUCUCCGUGUUCUUUGUGCCACAAGCCACCUACCCUCCAGCUGCCUCAAUGAUCCGACCACCAGCCAUGUUGCGGCG